GAGAAGGAACGAAGCGGCGGGGUGGCUGAGGAAGAUGGUGGGAGUAGUGGGGGCGAAGGAUUUGCCGGCGGAGCCGUUGGAGCAGGAGUUACGGCUAGGAUUGAGAGGUGGGAUCAUUCUCUGCAAUGUGCUCAACAAGGUUUACUCUGGAGCUGUGCCCAAGGUGGUGGAAAGUCCAUGUGAUUCUGCUUUGGUUCUUGAUGGGGCCGCAUUGUCCGCAUUUGGCUGCUGUAUUUUAUGCACAGAAAAGGAAAUAUUCUGAUAAGUUAGGACCUCAAUGGAGCAAGGAGGAGCUUGAGCAUUUUUAUCAAGCCUAUUGGAAAUAUGGAAAA
This is a messenger RNA of Corylus avellana, 332 nucleotides long. NCBI's taxonomy places the organism in Eukaryota, Viridiplantae, Streptophyta, Magnoliopsida, Fagales, Betulaceae. The record is from RefSeq and is a predicted model, not a curated record.